GGGUAGCCGGUCUCCGUCCGAUCUGACAGCAGAAAACAUUUUUCAGACAACGAGGAAAUGCCUCUUGUUUUGGUCGCUGAUAUAAACUACACCUUGACUGAUUUAAAAUACAUUACUGCAGAACUCAGGUAGGGUAUUGUACUAAAAAAAGUGAUUUGCUCCAAACCAAUAUAAUUAUCAGUGGCAUACCGGAAUGUGUACGUUUAUCAAAAAAUAGAGUAGGUUCUAUGUUACUUUUUUUGUUGUUGUUUUGCUUUUCAAGAAAGGUCUCUCACUUUUUGAUUGUUUGUUUUUAUGUGUAUUUGUAACCUAUGAAAACAUGUUUUUGUCACAGUAAAAUCUGGAAUGGCGUCUUAUUCCCAUACUUACUGUCUUAUUUAAGGCAUAUGCUGCACUAGAUUAUUCACACAACAAGAUAUAAAUUAAUCAGGGUUUAGAAAAUAGUUUUAUGGUAGGUCUUGCGUACGAGAAAAUAAAAGCUUUGCAACUGAUACCCCACAUAAUGAGAACGUUUGUGAAGUAGUACCAGACAGAUGCCGAUUACCUAUUUUUUUCCCUUGGGGGAUGAUCUGGACCAAUUAUUGUUGUUAUGUCAAACUAGAACAACUAAUUUACCCUAACCCACAACUUUAGAAGUAAUAUAACUUUUAACUUGUCCUCUUUUUAUUCACAGGAAACUACAUAAUCUCAUCACCCACAGAAUUGUGAAAAUAAUCAUGCAAUAAUGCUAACCUAAAACCAGUUAUGUAAUCACAUGUUUUAGCAGUUGUUGGAAUGUUAAAUUUGCCUUUGAUCUAAAAAAAAAAAAAAAAUAAGUUGAGAAUACUUGAAUGCUGCACAUCUGAUUCUGCGUUUACAUGCUUUAAAAUAAUCUGCUGGUGACUUUAAAUAGUUUAGUAGGUAGUAAUUGGUUAUGGCCUCUGGAAGCAGUUCUGAAGGUGAAUGUGGCAGCAAAAGGGAGUCUAGGAUUAAAAAUCCUCGAUUUAAACAGACAGAAAACAACCUGUUAAUUCAACUAUGCUUGCAAUACAAACAAAUAUUGUUUAAAUCAGGCCAUGGUGCUGCAGCCAAAAAGAAAAGACUCUGGCAAAAAAUAAGUAAUGAUGUUUCUGCAUUAGGGUUUCACAAAAGGCAAAGUAGAGAGUGCCAAAAACGCUGGUAUGAUAUACGUACAGCGAUUAAAAAUAAACAUUUUUCAUUAAACAUGAGACUUAAAAAUGCUGGAGAAGAAGCUGCUUGGUCACCAUUAACCUCUAUUGAAAAAGCUAUAUGCUCAACCUUUGACGUCAGUGGGGAAGAAAUCUCCAGAGGGGUAAGCAUAGCUGAACCAAAAAAAGCAAAACAAAUAUUUAUUCCAUCAUCUCACUUGUCCUUGCAUGAAAAUGAAGAGACAGUUAAGAACCAGUCUGAUGACAGCAAUGAAUCUUUUGCAGCCUGCACCACAGACUUACAUGUUGAAUAUGUACAAAUUGACAGUGAGGCUCAAACUACAAUGCCCAGAAAAGACAAAGAGGAUGAUGAGCUCCUAAAUCAGCAACAAACCACAUCAAUGACCGUGAGCUCUGAAUGGGAUCUGUCUACACAUGAAACUAAACCAAAUCUAGAAGCAUUUGGGGAAAUUACAUCAGACCAAUUGACAAAUCCUGCGGAAAAACUUACAUCAAUGCAGGCUGGUUUAAUUAAAGAAAUACAAGAUGUUAAAGAGCUCAUAACUGUACAUUCCUCAGCACAAAAUGCACAUCUGGAAACAAUAGCUUGCCAGUUAACCAGAAUUGCAAAUAUAAUGGACAAACGCAGUAUAUCGACAAACAAAGCAACUCAGACAUAGAGAACUGAGCUACCAUAGCGUGCAAGUUUAUCCACACAUCAAAAAGAAUUUGCGGCAGGAAAUGAUAAAGUGGUGAUUUAUGGAAUAAAUCAAGAGCAAGGUCUCGCAUUUAAGAGUAAACAUCUGCUGAGAUGACAUGAAAAGUGGUAGUGCCUGUGGGUGGAGAAUGUAAUUGAGGACAUUGAGAGGGAGAAUUUGAGUGUGAUUAAUUUAUUGGCCUGAACAGACUCGUUUUUUAUCGUAGCAUAAGGGUUUGAAUGUAUAACAAAUUAAUAAUAAAAAUUGAGUUUUUGAAUGCCUUUAUGUUUAGACCAUUGACCUUGAUUUUAUUCAUGUUGAGAAAAAAAUGAACCCACAGAUGAAAUAUGUUUAGUUUUCUGUAUUAAAUCAUUUUAUGGAAUCUAUGGCAGGGAUGGAAUUGGGAAGGAAAACUAAUAGAUAUUUUUAUUGCUACUUUGUAGGCCUAACCCAAGUCUAGAUGAAGUUAUUUUUAAGUUACAAGCCUCUGAAGAAUAGCAGGUAGGGUUUCAUUGGCCACACCCUAAUGUGACCUAUCAGGCUCCUAAAAUAUGACCAGGCAGCUGGCUCUUUGAGGUAAAAUAUAUAUAUAUAUAUAUACAGACGUGCUCAAAUUUGUUGGUACCCCUCCACAAAAAAUGAAGAAUGCACAAUUUUCUCUGAAAUAACUUGAAACUGACAAAAGUAAUUGGCAUCCACCAUUGUUUAUUCCAUAUUUAAUAGAAAUCAGACUUUGCUUUUGAUUUUUUAUUCAACAUAAUAUUGUAAAUAAUAAAACAAAUGAAAAUGGCAUGGACAAAAAUGAUGGGACCCCUAACCUAAUAUUUUGUUGCACAACCUUUAGAGGCAAUCACUGCAAUCAAACGUUUUCUGUAGCUCUCAAUGAGACUUCUGCACCUGUUAACAGGUAGUUUGGCCCACUCUUCCUGAGCAAACUGCUCCAGCUGUCUCAGGUUUGAUGGGUGCCUUCUCCAGACUGCAAGUUUCAGCUCUUUCCAUAGAUGUUCGAUAGGAUUCAGAUCAGGACUCAUAGAAGGCCACUUCAGAAUAGUCCAAUGUUUUGUUCUUAUCCAUUCUUGGGUGCUUUUAGCUGUGUGUUUUGGGUCAUUAUCCUGUUGGAGGACCCAUGACCUGCGACUGAGACAGAACUUUCUGACACUGGGCAGUACGUUUCGCUCCAGAAUGCCUUGAUAGUCUUGAGAUUUCAUUGGGCCCUGCACAGAUUCAAGGCACCCUGUACCAGGCGCAGCAAAGCAGCCCCAAAACAUAACCGAGCCUCCUCCAUGUUUCACUGUAGGUAUGGUGUUCUUUUCUUUGAAAGCUUCAUUUUUUCGUCUGUGAACAUAGAGCUGAUGUGACUUGCCAAAAAGCUCCAGUUUUGACUCAUCUGUCCAAAGGACAUUCUCCCAGAAGGAUUGUGGCUUGUCAAUAUGCAUUUUAGCAUAUUCCAGUCUGGCUUUUUUAUGUUUUUCUGUCAAAAGUGGAGUCCUCCUGGGUCUUCUUCCAUGGAGCCCACUUUCGCUCAAAAAGCGAUGGAUGGUGCGAUCAGAAACUGACGUACCUUCACCUUGGAGUUCAGCUUGUAUCUCUUUGGCAGUUAUCCUUGGUUCUUUUUCUACCAUUCGCACUAUCCUUCUGUUCAAUCUGGGGUCGAUUUUCCUCUUGCGGUCGCGCCCAGGGAGGUUGGCUACAGUUCCAUGGACCUUAAACUUCUUAAUAAUAUUUGCAACUGUUGUCACAGGAACAUCAAGCUGCUUGGAGAUGGUCUUGUAGCCUUUACCUUUACCAUGCUCGUCUAUUAUUUUCUUUCUGAUCUCCUCAGACAACUCUCUCCUUUGCUUUCUCUGGUCCAUGUUUAGUGUGGUGCACGCAAUGAUACCAAACAGCACAGUGACUACUUUUCUCCAUUUAAAUAGGCUGAAUGACUGAUUACAAGAUUGGAGACAUGUGUGAUACUAAUUAAAGAAACUAAUUAGUUUGAAAUAUCACUAUAAUCCAAUGAUUUAUUAUCUUUUCUAAGAGGUACCAACAAAUGUGUCCAGGCCAUUUUAGAAUAUCUUUGUAGAAAAAGCAAUAAUUCAUCUCUUUUCACAGCUUCUUUGCUUUAUUCUAUGACAUACCAAAGGCAUGCAAGUAUACAUGAUAAAAUAGCUUUUAAUUUCAUCACUUUUCAGGAGGAAUGAAGCAUUAUUUCAAUGAGCUGUAAGGGUACCAACAAAUCUGAGCACGUCUGUGUAUAUAUAUAUAUAUAUAUAUAUAUAUAUAUAUAUAUAUAUAUAUAUAUAUUCAUUUUGAUCACAUUCUAAAAUGGUACUAUGUAACUUUGUAUGACACUAGCAAGAAAUAAAGGAAGACCUUAGAUGUAAAAAUAUUUUUUGAAAUACAAAAAAAAAAAGUUCCUAACAGCUGAUACAAUGUUAUAAAAUGCUGUAGUUAGUGUGCUUCAAACUAUAAAAGGCAUAUUCUAUUUUACUGUAUUGUAAAACAUGUUUCAUUAUUUCAUUUGUAGUUGUAAGUCCAAAAACAAUAAAAAUAUUUUGUGUGCAUCUGUGUUAAAAAAAAACAAAACAUUAUGAUGUACU
Acipenser ruthenus (sterlet) is the source of this 4428-nucleotide messenger RNA. RefSeq lists its product as uncharacterized. Gene Ontology annotation, cellular component: nucleus. The record is from RefSeq and is a predicted model, not a curated record. The coding region runs from base 914 to 1828 and encodes 304 amino acids. NCBI's taxonomy places the organism in Eukaryota, Metazoa, Chordata, Actinopteri, Acipenseriformes, Acipenseridae. The transcript is spliced from 2 exons.